AUGGAUCUUCAGAGUUUGGCAAUGAUUCUUCAUGGCGCGCUCAGUCCUAAUCCUGAUGAACGCAAAGCUGCUGAAACCAGUCUGAAUCAAUACCAAUAUACACCUCAGCAUUUGGUAAGGCUGUUGCAAAUCAUUGUGGACGAGAACUGUGACAAGGCUGUAAGACAAGUGGCGAGUAUUCACUUCAAGAACUUUAUUGCAAAGAACUGGGACCCGCUUGAUGGUGAGCAAUCAAGGAUAUUGCCUGGUGAUAAAGAUGUGGUGAGGGAGAAUAUUCUUAAUUUUAUUGCCCAAGUUCCGCAGAUGUUAAGAGUACAGCUAGCUGAGUGCUUGAAGACUAUAAUUCAUGCUGAUUACCCUGAGCAGUGGCCCGGGCUUUUGCAGUGGGUCAGAGCCAAUUUGCAAAAUCAGCAAGUGUUUGGGGCCCUAUAUGUGCUAAGGAUUCUAGCUCGGAAAUAUGAGUUCAAAUGUGAUGAGGAGAGAGUGCCGGUUCACCAUAUUGUUGAAGAAACAUUUCCACCCCUUAUUAAUAUUUUCAGCAGUCUUGUUCAGAUACCAAAUCCUUCCAUUGAAGUAGCUGAUUUGAUCAAGCUUAUAUGCAAGAUAUUUUGGUCCUGUAUAUAUUUGGAGAUCCCGAAACAGUUAUUUGACCCAAACGUGUUCAAUGCCUGGAUGGUUCUUUUUUUAACUAUUCUGGAAAGACCUGUCCCGAUAGAAGGCCAACCUAUUGACCCAGAUAUGCGUAAAUCAUGGGGCUGGUGGAAAGUCAAGAAAUGGACGGUUCACAUUCUUAACCGGCUCUACACCAGAUUUGGGGAUUUGAAACUUCAAAAUCCAGACAACAGAGCUUUUGCCCAAAUGUUUCAGAAGAAUUAUGCUGGAAAAAUCUUAGAAUGCCAUCUGAACUUACUGAAUGCAGUCAGGGUUGGUGGCUAUUUACCAGACCGCGUGAUUAACCUUAUUUUACAGUACUUGAGCAACAGUGUUUCGAAGAGCAAUAUGUACAACCUUCUCCAACCAAGGCUUGAUGUGAUUUUGUAUGAGAUUAUUUUCCCACUUAUGUGCUUCAGUGACAAUGAUCAAAAGCUUUGGGAUGAAGAUCCUCAUGAGUAUGUUAGGAAGGGAUAUGAUAUAAUUGAGGAUUUAUAUAGUCCAAGAACUGCUGCAAUGGAUUUUGUCAGUGAGUUGGUGAGAAAGCGUGGCAAAGAAAACCUUCCGAAAUUCAUUCUCUUCAUUGUUGAGAUUUUUAAAAGGUAUGAUGAGUCUGCUCCAGAAUAUAAGCCUUAUCGGCAGAAAGAUGGUGCUCUUCUUGCGAUUGGCACCCUCUGUGAUAAACUUAAACAGACUGGACCUUACAAGUCUGAGCUUGAGCGUAUGCUUGUACAACAUGUUUUCCCCGAGUUUCGUAGUCCCAUGGGUCAUCUCAGAGCUAAGGCAGCUUGGGUUGCUGGACAAUAUGCUCAUAUUAACUUCUCCGACCCCAAUAAUUUCCGGAAUGCAUUGCACAGUGUUGUUGCCGGAAUGCGGGAUCCUGAACUCCCAGUUCGUGUUGAUUCGGUUUUUGCAUUGCGUUCUUUUGUGGAAGCCUGUAAAGAAUUAGAUGAAAUUCGGUCAAUUCUUCCCCAGCUACUUGAUGAGUUUUUCAAACUCAUGAAUGAAGUCGAGAAUGAAGAUCUUGUGUUUACACUAGAGACUAUUGUAGACAAGUUUGGAGAGGAGAUGGCUCCCUAUGCUCUUGGAUUGUGUCAGAAUUUGGCUGCCACAUUUUGGAAGUGUCUCAAUUCUUCUGAAGCAGAUGAGGAAGGUGAUGACCCAGGCGCAUUGGCUGCAGUUGGUUGUUUGCGAGCUAUAAGCACAAUUCUUGAGUCGGUUAGCAGCCUACCUCAUCUCUUCGUGCAGAUUGAGCCAACACUACUCCCAAUAAUGCGCAGGAUGUUGACUUCUGACGGACAAGAGGUCUAUGAAGAGAUACUUGAAAUUGUCUCAUAUAUGACGUUUUUCUCUCCAACCAUAUCACUGGAAAUGUGGAGCCUAUGGCCAUUAAUGAUAGAAGCACUGGCUGAUUGGGCCAUUGAUUUCUUCCCAAAUAUAUUGGUUCCCCUGGACAACUACAUAUCUAGGAGUACUCCGCAUUUCCUCAACUGUAAGGAACCGGAUUAUCAACAGAGCCUCUGGCAUAUGAUUUCAUCUAUUAUGAGGGACAAAAAUUUGGAGGAUGGUGAUAUUGAGCCGGCACCUAAGCUCAUCCAAGUAGUGUUCCAAAACUGCAGAGGUCAGGUAGACCACUGGGUUGAACCCUAUAUUGGCGUUGCGGUUGAGCGCCUACGCCGAACAGAGAAACCUUAUUUAAAGUGCCUGCUGAUUGAAGUGAUUGCUGAUGCUCUCUACUACAAUGCUUCCUUUACACUCAACAUACUGCAAAGGCUUGGUGUUACGACAGAUAUAUUCACCCUUUGGUUCCAGAUGCUACAGCAAAAGAAAAAGAGUGGAGCUCGAGCUAAUUUCAAAAGGGAUCAUGAUAAGAAAGUAUGCUGCUUGGGAUUAACAUCUUUGCUUCCUCUUCCUGCUGAUCAAUUGCCUCCGGAGGCAUUAGACCGUAUCUUCAAGGCAACCCUUGAAUUGCUUGCCGCCUACAAGGAACAACUAGAAGAGGCAGAAAAGGAGCAAGAGGUCGAAGAUAUCGAUGGUAUGGAUGGUAUACCAACAGAUGAUGAGGAUGAUGAGGGUGAUGGAUCGGGUAUGGAUGAUGAGGAUGGAGAUGAAGCUAAUAGUGCUAAACUUCAGAAAAUGGCAGCACAGGCUAAGGCCUUCCGUCUGAAUGAUGAGGAGGAUGACGACUCAGAUGAUGAUUUCAGUGAUGAUGAAGAAUUACAAUCACCAAUUGACGAUGUAGACCCGUUUGUCUUCUUUGUUGAUAAUAUAAAAGUUUUGCAAGCAUCUGAUCCACUGAGGUUCCAAAACCUCACUCAGACGCUUGAUUUUCAUUACCAAGCACUGGCAAAUGGUGUUGCUAAGCAUGCUGAGCAGAGAAGAAUUGAAAUUGAGAAGGAAAAAUUGGAGAAAGCAUCUUCAGGUGACGUGGCUGCCUCAUGA
Molecule: messenger RNA, 3093 nt
Organism: Oldenlandia corymbosa var. corymbosa
Lineage: Eukaryota; Viridiplantae; Streptophyta; Magnoliopsida; Gentianales; Rubiaceae
Source: the annotation of a GenBank genome assembly